ACUUAAACCCUGGCUGACAUCAUGUUUUUUCUCCAGCGCAGCCUAUCAGGACGGAGCCGGCCGCCCGGCGCUGGGUGCCGGCCCUGAGGCAGCGGGGCGGGAACGCUGAGGGAACUCGGAGGAGCGGCGUUCCAGCCACGGCAAGGAGCGGCUGGGCCCAGAGGCGCCAGCCGGGAUACUCCAGGCAGCCUUUMAAGCCACUUCGCCCUCAGCGGUGUGCCCGGUUCAUCACACCGAGCUCCGGACCCGUGUGCCCGGGCCCCUCGGGGACACCUGCCGUGCCUGUGCGCACCAGCCGAGCGUAAAGAGCUGGUGGGGCGGUGGCUGUAAAGGCUGAGACAGGAGACAGGGCUCCCUUCUCCCUCUCCGCACUGAGAGUCCCGGAGCAGCGGGAGCGCCGGACGGGCGGCCGCAGCCAUGCCGGGCGGUAAGGAGACGCGGCUGCUGCACCUCGGCGAGAUGGAGAAGCUGGACAAGACCCUCUUCAGGCUGGAGCAGGGUUUUGAGCUACAAUUCCGAUUGGGCCCAACUCUUCAGGGCAAGCCCGUUACYGUGUACACAAAUUAUCCAGCUUCUGGAGAAGUAUUUGAUCGCCACAAGUUCAGGACACUAUCAUGGCACAAUCCCACAGGAAAAGAAGAUGACUCUGACAAAUACUGCAAGUUGGAUCUCCAAAUUUCUGGGUCAUACCAGUACUAUUUUAGUCUUGGAAAUGAAAAAAGUGGUGGAGGCUACAUAGUUGUGGAUCCCAUUUUGCAUGUUGGAGCUGAUAAUCAUGUACUACCUUUGGAUUGUGUUACGCUCCAGACGUUCCUCGCUAAAUGUCUGGGACCGUUUCAUGAAUGGGAAGAUAGGCUUAAAGUGGCAAAAGAAACAGGUUACAACAUGAUUCAUUUUACACCACUGCAGAAGCUUGGACUGUCUAGAUCAUGUUAUUCACUGGCUGAUCAGUUAGAAGUAAAUCCAGAAUUUUCAAACCAUAAUAAGAAGUGCACUUGGAGCGAUAUAGGAGCACUUGUGGAGAAAUUGAAAAAUGAAUGGAAUAUGCUUUGCAUCACAGAUGUAGUCUACAAUCAUACUGCUACUAACAGCGAAUGGCUCAGGAUGCAUCCAGAAUGUGGCUAUAACCUUGUAAAUUCUCCUCACCUGAAACCUGCUUGGGUCCUGGAUAGAGCUCUGUGGCAUUUGACCGGUAUGGUGGCUGAUGGAAAAUGUAUUGCCAAAGGGGUCCCUCCCUUGAUUGAAAAUGAUCAGCACUUGAAUUGUUURCGUAAAAUAAUUUGUGAAGAUAUAUAUCCAAAAAUUAAACUAUGGGAAUUUUUCCAAGUGGAUAUUAACAAAGCUGUGCAGCAAUUUAAAAGCCUUCUAACGCAAGGCAAAAUGAGCACUAAAUCCGAUCCAAAUCAACAUCUUCAAAUAAUUCAGGACCCUGAUUAUAGACGACUUGGCUGUACUGUAGAUAUGAAUAUAGCACUGGCAACAUUCAUCCCACACAGCAAUGGACCAGCUGCAAUAGAAGAAUGUUGUAACUGGUUUCGCAAGAGGAUUGAGGAACUAAAUGCUGAGCAAUACAGACAGACUUGUCACCAUCAAGAACAGGCUGUGAAUUGCCUUGUGGGGACUGUGGUUUAUGAACGAAUCGCCUGUAAUGGUCCUAAGCUGGGUCUUAUCAGUAGAAAACAUCCCUUGGUUACGAGGUAUUUUACAUAUCCAUUCAAAGAGCUGACUGUGGAGGAAGAAGAAGCUAUGAUACAUCAGCCAGAUAAAGCUUGUUAUUUCAUGGCUCAUAAUGGCUGGGUUAUGGGAGAUGAUCCUCUUAGAAACUUUGCAGAACCGGGUUCAAAUGUUUACUUGAGGAGAGAGCUCAUUUGUUGGGGAGACAGUGUGAAACUGCGUUAUGGUAAUAAACCUGAAGAUUGCCCAUAUCUCUGGGCACACAUGAAAAAAUACACUGAAAUCACUGCCAAAUAUUUCCAUGGUGUUCGUCUGGACAACUGCCACUCMACACCUAUUCAUGUAGCUGAGUACAUGCUGGACACAGCUAGAAAAUUACGAGCCGAUUUGUAUGUAGUGGCUGAACUGUUCACAGGAAAUGAGGAGCUGGACAAUAUCUUUGUGAAUAGGCUGGGCAUUACCUCCUUAAUAAGAGAGGCCAUGACUGCUUACAAUAGCCAUGAAGAGGGGAGGUUGGUUUAUCGGUUUGGAGGUGAGCCUGUCGGAUCUUUCGUCCAGCCACGAUUGAGGCCUUUGAUGCCAGCUAUUGCUCAUGCACUGUUUAUGGAUAUUACACAUGAUAAUGAAUGUCCAAUUCAGCACCGAUCUGCAUAUGAUGCUCUUCCCAGUGCAAUGAUUGUUGCCAUGGCAUGCUGUGCUACAGGAAGUACCAAAGGCUAYGAUGAACUAGUACCACACCAGAUCUCUGUAGUAUCUGAAGAGAGAUUUUAUGCAAAAUGGAAUCCAGCAGCACAUCUGAGUUCUGGUGAAGUUAAUUUCCAAACAGGAAUUCUAGCAGGAAGGCUGGCCAUAAACAGACUGCAUCAGGAGCUGGGAGCUAAAGGCUUUAAUCAGGUGUAUGUAGAUCAAGUUGAUGAAGAUAUCGUUGCAGUGACAAGACACUGCCCUAACACACACCAGUCUGUUGUGGCUGUGUGUCGAACUGCAUUCAGGGAUCCUAAAACUUGUUUCUACAGUAAAGAAGUACCUGAAAUGUGUAUCCCAGGAAAAAUAGAUGAAGUAGUACUUGAAGCUAGGACUAUCGAGAGAAGUGCUAGUCCUUACAAAAAAGAUCUACAUUUUAUAAAUGGAUUACCUAAUUUCACAAUGGAACUCAGAGAGCAUAUCCAGAUUAAGGACAGUAAAAUCAUAAAGCAAGCUGGAACUGCCAUAAAAGGUCCAAAUGAAUUUGUUCAAGAAAUAGAAUUUGAAAGGUUAACACCCGGAAGCGUAAUAGUAUUCAGAGUUAGUCUUGACCCAAAGGCGCAGGAGGCUGUGGGUAUGCUCCGCAGUCACUUGAUCCAGUUCAGCUCUCAUUUUAAAUCUGGAAGUCUUCCUGAUGAUCAUUCAGCACCUUUAUUAAAAACACCAUUUUCUUCUAUUGCAUCUAAACUAACUUUGGCUGACCUGAAUCAAGUGUUGUAUAGAUGUGAGGCAGAAGAACAAGAAGAUGGUGGAGGCUGUUACAAUAUACCAAACUGGUCACCCCUAAAGUAUGCAGGCCUCCAAGGUUUAAUGUCAGUGAUGGCAGACAUUAGACCRAAGAAUGAUUUGGGUCAUCCAUUUUGUGAUAAUUUAAGAUCUGGAGACUGGAUGAUUGAUUAUGUCAGUAAUCGUCUGAUUUCACGUGCUGGAGCCAUUGCAGAAGUUGGUAAAUGGUUGAAGGCCAUGUUUGUCUACCUGAAAAGAAUUCCACGUUACCUCAUCCCAUGUUAUUUCGAUGCCAUAUUGGUGGGUGCAUACACAACGCUGCUGGAUGUGGGAUGGAAUCAAAUGUCUAGCUUUGUGCAGAAUGGAUCAACAUUUGUUAAACACCUUUCCUUGGGUUCAAUCCAGUUGUGUGGGAUAGGAAAAUACUCCAGUCUGCCAGAUCUGUCUCCUUCCUUACAUGAUGUUCCCUAUAGGCUGAAUGAGGUUACAAAUGAGAAAGAACAAUGUUGUGUUUCCUUGGCAGCUGGUUUACCUCACUUUUCUUCUGGAAUUUUUCGUUCGUGGGGAAGGGAUACUUUUAUUGCACUAAGAGGUUUACUGUUAGUUACUGGGCGCUAUCUAGAAGCAAGAAACAUCAUUUUAGCAUUUGGUGGGACUUUAAGACAUGGUCUCAUUCCCAAUCUGCUCGGCGGAGGGACACAUGCCAGAUACAACUGUCGUGAUGCUGUAUGGUGGUGGCUUCAGUGUAUCCAGGACUACUGUAAAAUUGUUCCAAAUGGGUUAGACAUUCUCAGGUGUCCUGUUUCUAGGAUGUACCCAAGAGAUGACUCCUCUCCUCAGCCUGCAGGCACUGUGGAUCAGCCACUUUAUGAAGUGAUACAGGAAGCAAUGCAACGACAUAUGCAAGGCAUAAAUUUCAGAGAAAGAAAUGCUGGUCCACAGAUUGAUCAAAACAUGAGAGAUGAAGGUUUUAAUGUAACUGCAGGCAUUGACCAUGAAACUGGMUUUGUCUUUGGGGGGAACCGAUUCAAUUGUGGCACUUGGAUGGAUAAAAUGGGAGAGAGUGACAAAGCUCGCAACAAAGGAAUUCCAGCUACUCCAAGAGACGGCUCUGCUGUGGAAAUGGUUGGCCUGUGCAAGUCAGCUGUCCGCUGGUUGAUGGAUUUAUCUGUGAAAAACAUAUUUCCAUUCCGGGGAGUCACAGUAAAAAGACAUGGAAAGGAGGAGAUAAUCACGUAUGAUGAAUGGGACAGGAAAAUUCAAGGACACUUUGAAAGGCUGUUCUUUGUCUCUGAGAAUCCAGCAGAUCCUAAUGAAAAACACCCAGAUCUUGUACACAAACGUGCAAUUUAUAAGGACAGCUAUGGAGCUUCAAGUCCAUGGUGUGAUUACCAACUCAGGCCAAAUUUUCCAAUAGCAAUGGUUGUGGCCCCUGAGUUGUUCACACCUGAGAGAGCUUGGAAAGCUCUGCAGAUAGCAGAGGAAAAGCUUCUUGGUCCAUUAGGCAUGAAAACCUUAGACCCAGAUGAUAUGGUGUACUGUGGAGUAUAUGACAAUGCUCUUGACAAUGACAACUACAAUAUAUCCAGAGGUUUUAAUUAUCACCAAGGACCUGAAUGGCUGUGGCCAAUUGGAUAUUUUCUUCGUGCCAAAUUAUACUUCUCUAGGUUGAUUGGUCCAGAGAUAUAUGCAAAAACUGUAGUUAUGGUUAAGAAUGUUCUUUCUCGCCACUAUGUUCAUCUUGAAAGAUCAUCCUGGAAAGGGCUUCCAGAACUAACCAAUGAGAAUGGGCAGUACUGUCCUUUUAGCUGUGAAACUCAGGCCUGGUCAAUUGGUGUUAUCCUGGAAACCCUUUAUGACUUGUAAAAGUUUAUUUUGAUUGAUUUGAUGAAACUUCUGUGGUCUUACUAUUGGGCAUAAAUGAACACUUGGCUUAGACUGCAAGGGAAAUUAACUGUUCUGCACAAUCACUUAAGCUGUGUCCUGACUUUCAAAGAUGCUGAAUGCCAGCAGCUCUUGUGCCCUAUAACUGUGUGGGGCUUAGGUUUUUUUUGAAAUUCAGGCCAUGACAAUAAAACAAAACUGCAGUGCACACUUGAUGCAGAAACUUUUAGUAUGGAGCAAUUUUAAGAAUAUGCACAAACUUAAUUUUAAAUAGCUUUGGUUUUUUAGCCUUUUCAAAACAAAAUCUUAAUGURACAAAGUAAAUAAGCUCCUUCCUGAGCUAAAAAUAAGUAGCACAGCUCUUAUGUUUUUUUUUCUUUGUCUCUUAAAGAGUAAAUUAAUGUUUUUGCAAAUGCAUGCUUAAGGGGGAGUAGACUAACCUCUAGCUUUGAGUUUGGUAUGCUUUGUGCUCUAGCACGGUGCAUUAAUGAAAGCAUAAUAUGUUAUCUCUCCAUUGAACUGUAUCAUGGGGAUGUUUUUGUAUGUGUUCAAUUGAACACUCCACUAAGCAACCACAGAAAUAAAGUGUAUGAAUACUGUAAUAAAUCAAUUUUUGAAGUUAUAUAUAAAAUUUUGAAAACUUUACUUUGAGAGUUACCUCGAGCAAUAAUGAGGUAACACCCUAUGUUAAUCUACUUUUAGAUGUAUUUCAAUAUCAUGAGCCAUAUAGCAAACCUGUUUUCUCAUUCAUAUCUGGUUUUUGCCAUGGAUAAUUCAUCAGAAAUGUGCAUACAAUGCACAGUCUAUAUGUUAGGGAAGGCCAACAUGCUUGACUGCUUAAUUUAUUGAAGAGAUAUGGUCACCUAAGCCCUUCAUUUUUGGGAAAAUCCUAGCUCUAUUGAAUCAGGUGGAAGCACUUAACACAAUGGAAAGAUGUACUAGCCUACAGUCAGAGAAGAGAAUGGCUUCUGGACCUUUUGAAGUAUCAUCAAUAACAAUCAGCAUGCUACCUCUAAAUGGUGUCCUUUGGGAACAAAUCCAGUGAACAUGAUGCAUAAUGUGUGUUUUUCCAUAUUUGGAUGCCUCCAUGUCCUUAAGUUCAAUUCAGGGUUCACUGAAUUACAWACUGAGAGGAGUGCAGUUUGUAAUUCUCAACUCUUCAUACGAUCCUUCCAUCUUAGUGCAAUAAACCGGCAGAGAGUGAGGUUGACACUUCCUACAUCACAAGGCAGAAAAGCAGAAGCACUAUUUCUURAUGUUAGACAACAAAUGCUGAAGAAGUAAAUACAGGAUGUAAUUAUAAUGCACUAAAACACAUAGAUCAAGAUUUUAUUGUUUCUGUAUUUUAAAGUUUCUGUAUCCUGUCUAAAGUACAGUGCACACAUGCUGUUUUGUUCAGGGAGAUGUGUUACAGGUAGUACAUGUAAGGGCAAGUUAACAGGCUCAAGAGAGAUGAAUUGUAAGAGAUGGCUAUACUUAUACACUAUUUAUUUGAAAGGUUUUUAAGGAUUUUAACUCCCUUGCUGAAGUGUUCAGUCCUUAGAAGUUAGGAAUAGGUAAUGUCUAUAUUAUACCUGAACUUUUGAGCUGCUGCAGUACAUGGGUUGAGAAAUUUUUAUUUUCUYGACACAAUGCGUAAGGAAUGUCAUUUGAUCAAAAAAUGUUACUGAAAUGUCAGCUACAGAUUAUUUUUUUAAUGUACAAGAGGCAUAAAAAGUAUUUUUCAUACUGUACUGAACUUUCCAAAAUUCUUGAUAAUUAUAUUGAGGUUUAUGUCCUACUGUAUCAUUUACUUUUUACUGUUUUCCUGGAUACUUGUUUAUUAUUWCAAGAUAUGUUUUAUGGCUCCUGUGAUUUAGAAAGCAGGAAUGAAAUGGCAGAAAAAAUUGUUCUUACUUCAUGAAARCACUUUAAAAUUGGAAGUGCAGCUUAAGAGCUAUGACUGUUGAAGAAGAUUUCCACCAGGUGUCAAAAUUAUAUAUAUUGGCAGUAACACUCUUUAAGUGUUGGGAAAAAAAAACAUGAGAAAUUUUUCAUCACAACCUUCCUAUGUUAUGUACAGAUUGCUUUCCAGUUUUGCAAACUGCACUGCUGAUAGAGACUGCAUAUUUGUCACUGCUAGGGUUUUUUUCUAAUUUAAUAGUAAAAUUUUAAAGAUAAAUCACCACUGUGUACACAAAAAUAUAUAUGUUAUGGAACUUCUAAACAUGCCCAUUUAUAAUGUUGCUUCUGCACUGAUUAGUUGAGCAUAGUUUUAGUGACAAAUACUUUAAAUAGGGAAAAAUGAUAUAUUGGUUGACUUUGCUGUUAAGUAGCAACAAAAGUAAGAUUUAAGGUUAUUAACUUUUGGGGGGGUGGUGGUUUAUUGGUUUGGGAGGUUUUCUUUUUUUUUUUUCCUCAAAAAGCUACUCAACACUUUGUCAAGCCAGACAGUUUAAAAAUGAUGAGGGAAGAAAACAAUGUUAAAUCUAAUAUAACAUGAGCAGAUAUCCAUAUAGAUCAAGUCAUUAUCCCCUAAAAAUAGCUGACUUAUGUUGACUGAUCCUGAGCUAUAUUAUUAUUGUUUAUCUUUUACAGUCAAAAACAUCUAAUAAUGCAAACAUAUAAUUGGUAAAAUCAAAACUAAAUAACUCAGUAAGAACUGUGCAUCAGUUGUGUUCCAGUUGGUGCUUCUUGAUCUAUAUCAUAUGAAGAAUUAUUUUGCCUCCCAAUUGAAAUAAUUUUAACUGCUACCAAUGUUCGCAGUUAAUAGCUCUUGAUUUAUUCAAAGGUGAUUAACUUGAGAAUUCAAGUAAACUAAUGUAUCAUUCUCAUACUGCAUGUUGUAAUGUAAAAUGGAAACAUGAGCUUUACAUGUCUGUCUAUCACAGCAACAACUGAUUUUAGAAAAUGUCAUUAUUCAUUUCUGAAAUGCACAAAAUAAAAUUCUUUAAUUC
Molecule: messenger RNA, 7964 nt
Organism: Malurus melanocephalus (red-backed fairy wren)
Lineage: Eukaryota; Metazoa; Chordata; Aves; Passeriformes; Maluridae
Gene: AGL
Product: amylo-alpha-1, 6-glucosidase, 4-alpha-glucanotransferase
Exons: 34
Coding region: 418-5010 (1530 amino acids)
Biological process (GO): glycogen biosynthetic process; glycogen catabolic process
Molecular function (GO): amylo-alpha-1,6-glucosidase activity; 4-alpha-glucanotransferase activity
Source: RefSeq, a predicted model, not a curated record